This is a messenger RNA of Botrytis fragariae, 680 nucleotides long. RefSeq lists its product as uncharacterized. The record is from RefSeq and is a predicted model, not a curated record. The transcript has 3 exons. NCBI's taxonomy places the organism in Eukaryota, Fungi, Ascomycota, Leotiomycetes, Helotiales, Sclerotiniaceae. The coding region runs from base 1 to 624 and encodes 207 amino acids.
AUGCCUUUCACCGAAUUUAUAAAGCCUUCAAUUGUUCAAUCAGAUGGAUCACGUGAUGAUUUUGCCAACACUAUUGUUCCAGCAAUUAGAUCUUUCAUAAAAUCAGCUCCUGGUUUCAAACUUGGCACAACCGGACACAGCUUGUUCGAAAACAAUGUCGCUGUACCAGAGUCUUCAUUCAUUCCAAUUGUUGGCAUAGAAUGGGAGAACCCGGAUUCAUUUCAUAGUAUUGUCCAGAGCGAACGAUUUCCAGUCUUUGUUGAAAAGAUAAAGCCAUAUCUUACUGCUCCAGCAAGCCCAGAACUAUACGAGACUGAUAUCUCACCAAAAGAUAUCUUCGCGUCCCCAGUAAUCGAAAUCUUUAGAAUCAACGUUCAUGAAGACUCCGAGAAAGAAACUGCAGCCAGAACAGCAUGGGAAGCGUUAGCAAAGGCAUUGAAGGGUACAAACAUUCUGAGUGGUGUGAGCGUCAACUUGCCAGAGAAAUUAUUUUUAGGAUUGAUUGGUUGGAGUGGAAUUGAACAACGAAACAUGGCCUUGGAUAAAGUAGAGCACCUAAAGCAGGCUGUCGAUAGUUUGGGAGAUUCUCAGUCGUUUGUUGCUGAGCUUAAUACCGUUGUCUAGAUUUGUUAUUGAAACAGGAAUGGAUUGCUGAGGAUCAAUAGGCCAUCGUUUUUUUU